AUGCACAGCCGCUUUCCGGCAGAACGGGGCAGGGAGGCAGAACGGAGCAGGGAGGCAGAACGGAGCAGGGAGGCGGAGCAGGGCAAGGAGGCGGAGCGGGGCAGAGAGGCAGAACGGGGCAGGAAGGCAGAACGGGGCAGGGGGGCAGAGCGGGGCAAGGAGGCAGAAUGGGGCAGGGAGGCAGAACGGGGCAGGGAGGCAGAACGGAGCAGGGAGGCGGAGCAGGGCAAGGAGGCGGAGCGGGGCAGAGAGGCAGAACGGGGCAGGGGGGCAGAGCGGGGUAAGGAGGCAGAACGGGGCAGGAAGGCAGAACGGGGCGGGGAGGCGGAGCGAGGCAGGAAGGCAGAACGGGGCAGGGAGGCGGAGCGGGGCAGGGAGGCGGAGCAGGGCAGGGAGGCAGAACGGGGCAGGAAGGCAGAGCGGGGCAGGGAGGCAGAGCGGGGCAAGGAGGCAGAACGGGGCAGAGAGGCAGAACGGGGCAGGAAGGCAGAGCGGGGCAGGGAGGCAGAACGGAGCAGGGAGGCGGAGCAGGGCAGGGAGGCAGAACGGGGCAGGAAGGCAGAACGGGGCAGGAAGGCAGAACGGGGUGGGGAGGCAGAACGGAGCAGGGAGGCGGAGCAGGGCAGGGAGGCAGAACGGGGCAGGAAGGCAGAACGGGGCAGGGAGGCAGAGCGGGGAAGGAAGGCAUAG
Molecule: messenger RNA, 690 nt
Organism: Lampris incognitus (smalleye Pacific opah)
Lineage: Eukaryota; Metazoa; Chordata; Actinopteri; Lampriformes; Lampridae
Product: octapeptide-repeat protein T2-like
Exons: 1
Coding region: 1-690 (229 amino acids)
Source: RefSeq, a predicted model, not a curated record